This is a messenger RNA of Medicago truncatula (barrel medic), 854 nucleotides long. RefSeq lists its product as uncharacterized. Lineage: Eukaryota; Viridiplantae; Streptophyta; Magnoliopsida; Fabales; Fabaceae. Gene Ontology annotation, molecular function: electron transfer activity. The transcript has 2 exons. The record is from RefSeq and is a predicted model, not a curated record. Bases 85 to 636 code for a protein of 183 amino acids.
CUCCCUUACUUCUCUCAAAAAAACACACUCCCUUGCUUUAUUUACAACUUAGAAAGCAGCUAAGAAACAAGAUUGAAUCAGAAAAUGGCCUCCACCACCAACAUUGUUCAUGUCCUCACCUUACUAGUAAUAAUAACCGCUUCAAUGUUUACAGUUACUGUUGCAAACAAAGACUGGCCCUCUUUUGGCAAUUUCAACUAUACUGAUUGGUGGUCCAGAUUUGGAAACCAUCAUCGUCAAAUAAAUAAGACAGAACAACAACCUAAGAAGAUCAUUGUUGGUGGCUCUCAAAAUUGGCACUUUGGCUAUAACUACUCUGAUUGGGCUAUCAAGAAUGGUCCUUUUUACCUCAAUGAUACCCUCGUUUUCAAGUAUGAUGCUCCAAAUGCAACAAGUUUCCCACACAGUGUAUACAUGUUUCCAACUUGGCAGAGCUUCAUGAAAUGUGAUGUGAAGAAGGCUAAGAUGGUGGCAAAUCACACACAAGGUGUUGGAGAGGGAUUCAAGUUCGUGUUAAACAAAUGGAAGCCUUAUUACUUUUCAUGUGGUGAGAAAAAUGGAUUACAUUGCAACGUUGGACAAAUGAAGUUUACGGUUAUGCCAAUGCUUCGUCCUUUCUUGCCAUCAUGGCCUUGAAAAAAAAAUGUUCAUUACCAACAACUUGCCCUAAGCUAGCUAGCUUUUGGAAAAUUGGAAUUGCUGGCUUCAACUUCUGAAUGUUAUAGUUUUCUUUUAAUUUUCAAUAUAUGUUCCAUUAAAUUAAAAUAAAUCGAGUUUUCUUAUUCUUGUAUCCUGAUUUAACAUAUUAAUGUGCCAAAAAGUUAUAAAUCGGUAGAUAUAAUUUUUAAUUUGUA